AUACGUGAUUGUGGUGGAGCGUGACCUGAGUGUGCUCGACUAUCUCUCCCACUUCAUGUGCUGCCUCUACGGCAAGCCAGGGGCAUACAGGGCGGUUUUUCUGCGCUAUCACCCCAUGCACCCACUGCCCUGCCCACUCACUCCCCAUUCCAUCAUCCCCAUCCCCCCCCAGAUACGUCAUUGUGGUGGAGCACGAUCUCAGUGUGCUCGACUAUCUCUCGGACUUCAUCUGCUGCCUCUACGGCAAGCCCGGUGCCUACGGGUGGUCACGCUGCCCUUCUCCGUGCGAGAGGGCAUCAACAUCUUCCUGGCUGGCUUCGUGCCAACCGAGAACCUGCGCUUCCGAGACGAGUCGCUCACAUUCAGGCACACCUUUAGAAUUCAAUCAGCAGUGCGAGGGGGCAUCAACAUCUUCCUUGCCGGCUUUGUUCUGACCGAGAACCUGCGCUUCCGAGACGAGCCGCUCACCUUCAGGGGGACGAAAACCCUGGUGGAUAAUCCUGAGGAGGGAGGCCAAGACGUACAGUCGGUUCGGUACAGGUAUUUGGGCAUGAUCAAGAAGCACGGCGGGUUCAACCUCCUCCUUCCCCUCCCUCACUCCAUUCUUUCACCCCCCUUCAUUCCAUCUCAGGUGGCUGAAACCCCGGUGGAUAAUCCUGAAGAGGCCAAGACGUACACGCGGUGGCUGAAACCCCGGUGGAUAAUCCUGAAGAAGCCAAGACGUACACGCGCUACAAUCGAUAACCCUGAAGAGGCCAAGACGUACACGCGCUACAAGUACCCGCGCAUGGUCAAGAAGCAGGGCGGAUUCAAGCUGACGGUGGAACCUGGUGACUUCACGGACUCACAGAUCGUGGCGGCUCUCUCAAGGCCGGACCCAGAUGAGGAAACCGGCAAGGAGGCCCAAGAUCCAGACGAGGAGACCGGGAAAGAAGCUGAGGACCUCCCGGAGUUCAACGUGUCGUACAAGCCGCAGAAGAUCAGCCGCAAGUUCCCCCUCUCAUACCCUCUCGCUGACCCGGACGAGGAGACCGGCAAGGAGGCCGAGGACCUCCCGGAGUUCAACGUGUCGUACAAGCCGCAGAAGAUCUCCCCCAAGUUCCCCCACAGCAUCGACCCGCUCCUGGACCAGGAGGUGGUGAAUUUGUCGGGUGGGGAGCUGCAGCGCGUGGCUAUUACCCUUUGUCUGGGAAAGAUCGACCCCCUGCUCGACCAGGAGGUGGUGAAAAUCUCAGGAGGGGAGCUGCAGCGCGUGGCCAUCACGCUGUGCCUUGGCAAGAUCGACCCCCUGCUCGACCAGGAGGUGGUGAAUUUGUCAGGAGGAGAGCUGCAGCGCGUGGCUAUUUCCCUCUGCCUUGGGAAGCCUGCCGACAUCUACCUCAUAGACGAGCCCUCGGCCUAUCUGGAUUCGGAGCAGCGCAUCGUGGCAGCCAAGGUGAUCAAGCGCUUCAUCCUGCACGCCAAGAAGACGGCGUUUGUGGUGGAGCACGACUUCAUCAUGGCCACGUACCUGGCGGACCGCGUCAUCGUGUACGAGGGGCAGCCGUCGGUGGACUGCACGGCGCGCACGCCCCAGUCGCUCAACAGCGGCAUGAACCUCUUCCUCUCGCAACUGGACAUCACGUUCCGGCGCGACCCCACCAACUUUCGGCCGCGCAUCAACAAGAUGGAUUCUGUCAAGACCAGCGAGCAGAAGAAUGCCGGCACCUACUACUACCUGGACGACUGA
Closterium sp. NIES-65 is the source of this 1729-nucleotide messenger RNA. Lineage: Eukaryota; Viridiplantae; Streptophyta; Zygnematophyceae; Desmidiales; Closteriaceae. The record is from the annotation of a GenBank genome assembly.